AUGAGUAGAUCAAACCACUUGUCCCAUUUGGCAGUGGCAGUUCGGAACUGUUCGGCAAAAGCGUUAGGAUGUGGCAAUGUUUUUCGUUUUGCGAGCACUCAUUUUGGUUUUCAGGAGGUCGAUGAGGAGGAGAAAGGAAGGAAAGUACAUGCUGUAUUUGCAAAUGUUGCCAACAAGUAUGAUCUGAUGAAUGAUGCUAUGUCAUUGGGUAUUCAUCGGUUGUGGAAGGAUUUUUUCGUCAGAAGUCUGGAACUUUCACCUAAUACUUCAGUAGUGGAUGUUGCAGGUGGUACAGGUGACAUUGCCUUUCGUGCUGUGCGCGAGAUGCAAGCCAGGCAGGGUACUGGUACUGUUACUGUAUGUGAUAUAAACGAAAAUAUGCUGAAAGUAGGUCAAAAGCGUGCGACAUCUGAUCCGUCAGUCUUGAAAGAUCGGCUGAAAUGGGUGUGUGGAGAUGCCGAAUCUCUUCCUUUUGACGCAAAUUCCUUUGAUGUGUAUACGAUAGCUUUUGGAAUAAGAAACUGUACAAACAUUCACAAGGUAUUGAAUGAAGCAUAUCGUGUUCUUCGAACCAAUGGGAAAUUUGCUUGUCUCGAGUUCAGCCAUGUCAAUUCAAUAUUGAAACCAUUUUAUGACUUUUACAGUUUUCAGAUUAUCCCUGUAAUGGGUCAUCUUAUCGCUGGUGAUUUUAACAGCUAUCGCUAUUUGGUAGAGAGCAUACGACAAUUUCCAAAUCAGAAUGAAUACAAACGAAUUAUUGAGGAAGCUGGUUUUCGCGACGUGAAAUAUACCAAUCUGUCAUGUGGAAUUUGUUCCAUCCAUACUGGUGUUAAGAGUGGCAAAAUUCAGUAG
This is a messenger RNA of Thelazia callipaeda (thelaziosis nematode), 852 nucleotides long. The record is from the annotation of a GenBank genome assembly. NCBI's taxonomy places the organism in Eukaryota, Metazoa, Nematoda, Chromadorea, Rhabditida, Thelaziidae.